Molecule: messenger RNA, 1663 nt
Organism: Elaeis guineensis (African oil palm)
Lineage: Eukaryota; Viridiplantae; Streptophyta; Magnoliopsida; Arecales; Arecaceae
Product: tubulin alpha chain
Biological process (GO): microtubule-based process
Cellular component (GO): microtubule
Molecular function (GO): GTP binding; structural constituent of cytoskeleton
Source: RefSeq, a predicted model, not a curated record
UCCCCCAAUUCUCUUCUUCCUUCAUCUCACCUUCCCCCAAGUUCCAACCCUGCUUCCCUUCCUCUUAUCCACGGCGUCUUCGCAAACGCCUUAGCUUAAAGCCUUCUCUUCUCUCCCAUUUUUAACCUCGAAAGCAACCAUGAGAGAGUGCAUCUCCAUCCACAUCGGCCAGGCCGGCAUCCAGGUCGGCAACGCCUGCUGGGAACUCUACUGCCUCGAACACGGCAUCCAGCCCGAUGGCCAGAUGCCAAGCGACAAGACCGUCGGUGGAGGCGACGAUGCCUUCAACACCUUCUUCAGUGAGACCGGUGCCGGCAAGCACGUCCCCCGCGCCGUGUUUCUCGACCUCGAGCCCACCGUGAUCGACGAGGUCCGCACCGGCACCUACCGCCAGCUCUUCCACCCCGAGCAGCUCAUCAGCGGCAAGGAGGACGCCGCCAACAACUUCGCUCGUGGCCAUUACACAAUCGGGAAGGAGAUCGUGGACCUGUGUCUGGACCGCAUCCGGAAGCUGGCCGACAACUGCACCGGCCUCCAGGGGUUCUUGGUGUUCCACGCAGUUGGUGGUGGGACCGGCUCCGGGCUCGGUUCCCUGCUUCUGGAGAGGCUCUCGGUGGACUACGGCAAGAAGUCGAAGCUCGGCUUCACGGUCUACCCUUCCCCUCAGGUCUCCACCUCCGUCGUCGAGCCUUACAACAGCGUCCUCUCCACCCACUCCCUCCUCGAGCACACCGAUGUCGCCGUCCUCCUGGAUAACGAGGCCAUCUACGACAUCUGCCGCCGCUCCCUGGACAUCGAGCGACCCACCUACACCAAUCUGAACCGCCUCGUCUCCCAGGUGAUUUCAUCGCUGACCGCCUCGCUCCGGUUCGAUGGUGCUCUGAAUGUGGAUGUGACCGAGUUCCAGACCAACCUCGUUCCCUACCCGAGAAUUCACUUCAUGCUGUCCUCCUAUGCUCCGGUGAUCUCGGCCGAGAAGGCCUACCACGAGCAAUUGUCGGUGGCGGAGAUCACCAACAGCGCGUUCGAGCCUUCUUCCAUGAUGGCCAAGUGCGACCCGAGGCACGGCAAGUACAUGGCCUGCUGCCUUAUGUACCGGGGCGACGUCGUCCCCAAGGAUGUCAAUGCUGCCGUGGCCACCAUCAAGACCAAGCGCACCAUCCAGUUUGUGGACUGGUGCCCGACCGGGUUCAAGUGUGGGAUCAACUACCAGCCGCCCACCGUGGUGCCCGGUGGCGACCUUGCCAAGGUUCAGCGGGCGGUGUGCAUGAUCUCGAACUCGACCAGUGUGGCGGAAGUGUUCUCGAGGAUCGACCACAAGUUCGAUCUGAUGUACGCCAAGCGGGCGUUCGUGCACUGGUAUGUUGGUGAGGGUAUGGAGGAAGGAGAGUUCUCCGAGGCUCGGGAAGAUCUUGCUGCGCUCGAGAAGGAUUAUGAAGAAGUCGGGGCUGAGUCAGCUGAAGGUGAGGAAGAUGAAGGAGAUGAGUACUAGAAAGUGUGACAAGCAAGUAACAAUGUUGAUGGCUGAGAUGUGGUUCUUUUUUGUUCUCUGUUCAGCCAAUGCACUACUCAUUGGUCUCCAGCCAAUACUAUCCCACUCUAUCGUUUGUUAGAUAUAUUAAAUUUUAUAUGCUUGCUAUCGAACUUCAAAAUUUUAAGUUCA